Messenger RNA from Culex pipiens pallens (northern house mosquito), 946 nucleotides. RefSeq lists its product as uncharacterized. NCBI's taxonomy places the organism in Eukaryota, Metazoa, Arthropoda, Insecta, Diptera, Culicidae. The transcript is spliced from 2 exons. The coding region runs from base 494 to 814 and encodes 106 amino acids. The record is from RefSeq and is a predicted model, not a curated record.
UUGGGCACUCUUUUGAUCCGUAGCGAAUACGGAGCGCAUCACGUUUAUAUGGUAAAUAUUGGUAAAUAUGGAUGCACGGAAUGCGCUGAAGCCACUGUAUGAUUUAUAUCAGUGUUAUGGCGAGACGUCACUUUUAUAAAAGUGACGUCUCGCAAGAAAAAAAAUCAAGCACCUUUUUGACAGCUUCUUACAUGUGGCUUGAAUGAAAAAGCAGUUUUCUUCGAGUUUUUCAUCAAGAUUUUUUUGUGUAGUAACAGUGGCAAGUUUUCUCGCACCCCUGACCACAGCUUACGGAUCGUCGAAAUAGCGGACCAUCAAAAGGCCAAUCGGCAGUGAAUGUUCCGAAGAAGACUUCUCGACGAUGGACCAGUUGAGUCUGGGCUCGAAGCAUGUCAUCGUGGACCAGGCCCAAGAGGCUGAGCGAUGAGAGAUUAUGUAGUUGCAGCUGGAUUUCAUUGACCACAAGACAUGCCAGCUAGAAUAGAACUAGAAUAUGGUCAGCGAUGUCUACAUAAGAAUGUUGGAACAGCUGCGAGGCAAAGCAGCGGCAGUAGAAGCAGAUCUGCAACACCAGCCUGGAAUCGGUCUACUCACCCAUCAACAACAACGGAAACUCCUCUCCGUAGUGUUAGAAAAACCAAGGAAAAAUGCGUGUGAAUCCGGACGGCUGGUGGUAAUAAAGGAGGAAACGGAAGCGGUGGAAAUGAGGAGGAGAAACCGAAAGUAUAUCGAAGCGUGCCCACCAAACGUGAUUGAGCAAAUAGAGGCUAUUGUGAACAACGGAUCGGUUUCCAUUUCCGGCGCGAGCAAGUGAACUUUGUGACAAAACUGCUUUGGGCGACAAUGUUCGUGACAGACGUGUAUCUGACCUGCUGGAGGUGCUGCUUGUUGAUAAAGGAAAGGAGAAGAGUCGAGAAAGAAGAAUAAUUUUACAAUAAAAAGUCAA